Messenger RNA from Durio zibethinus, 1706 nucleotides. Lineage: Eukaryota; Viridiplantae; Streptophyta; Magnoliopsida; Malvales; Malvaceae. The record is from RefSeq and is a predicted model, not a curated record.
CAAUACUUAUCAAAUUUAAUAUUUAAAUUUUCAAUUUAUUGAUAAGAUACAGAACCUAACAUUGGGGGUCAAUGGUACAAUUUGACCAAUACCUCGCCCCCUAUGUCCUAUUUUGGGCUAUGUUUUACGUUGGGUUAAAGAAACCCACCUCCAUACUUGAAAACCAGGGGCAUUGCGCGCGCCCAAAGAAAUUUCGUUGUUAAAUUGGUCAUUUUGUGAGAGCGUAUUAGGGUGACGAGCAAAGAUCCUUCGGUUCUUGCGUCUUUCGGAAAGAGUUAGAUUGUAGACUGACUCAAUUGAAAGCUCGAGAUUCUAGCCGGCAGGGAGUAUUAUAAAAGAUGGCUGACUUUGAAAAUUCUCACAGUAGCAAAGAUUUGAGAAAAAGAGAAAAACGCAUGCCAAAAAUAGAGAAUACAAUACAGAUUGCUGACACAGGAGAGUCAAUUAUGAGGAUAGGCAAACCUAGUUCCAGCAUGGAAGACAAAAGCAUAUUUCUCACAAGCAGUGCAUUCAAGUGUCACAGUCACAGGGAGAUGAAGGUUACAAGCCAAUCUUAUGGGAAGGAAAACUUGGAGAAGAAGAUUUCAAGCCUACCUAUGUCUCACAGCAAGAGAAUGCAGACCAUGGUUGUUGAUAUGCAAUUGUUUGAAAUAGAGUCUUGCCAAGAGCUAAAGAGAGACUUAAAAAAGAUGAGUAGGCAUGAAGAAAACCUUCUGAUUCUAAAGAAAUUUUUGAAAGUCAGAAAAGAGAAGGAACACAAUGAUCAAGGGGUAUUUUUCGCCACUUCAUUUUCAUUGAGUAAUGACGUCAGUUGUGUGGAAGAAAGGGUGAAGCAGAUGGCAACAAUAUUAGCGAUGGUAACCCUACGACAAUGGAUGUUAAAUGGUUGGAAAGAUUUGGAAACCUUGGCCAAAUGUGCAAAAAAGUCUCAUAUUUAUAAUGCCCUUCAAGACAGCGUGUUCAAAAGCUUGGCCAAGUUUAUUCUAAGUAUUUUUGAUACGGAAGAUCUUGAACGACUCAACUUUUAUGAUAGGAUCGUAUCUGAAAACAAAAGAUUUUAUCAUGAAAAGUUGUUACCUCUACCUCCAAAGGAUUGUGAUGACCCUGUGAAACUUAUCGAAGGGAAGAUAACUCUUGAUGGUUUUCCUUUGUUGACGGAGUAUGAUAUGGUUCAGAAGUACAAUUCAGACUUUAUAGUGCGCAUACGAAAAUGGACACCAGUUGUAGUGGUUGAGUUUAUGAAUUUUGUGACUAUGAAAUUGAAGGCUGUUGCUUCAAGAAAGGACGCCCACAGACGUUAUGUGGAAUGCGUUCAGAACUGUGAUGCGUCAGUUUGCUCCUUUGAAGCUGUUAAUUAUCUGGUUCUAUUGCAUUUGUUUUCUGUUUGGUACAUAUUUGACCCAUUUGAGUUGAUCCAUCAUGCAAAAAAUCUAUAUGCACACGUGUUUGGUUCUAUUUAUUCAUUUCCUAAUUUGUGUCUACAUGCAUUUUCACAUAGGAAACCAAAAUGCAUGCAAUUAUGGAGAAUGGUUUAUCUCCCCCAGUUAUUGGCAUUACAGACUGCAAUUGCGUUAUUGAAGCUUUGUGGGAUAUUGGUAUACAGGAUAUUAAGAAGCAUUUUAACCUCUGCCGAUUUGAAGGAUAUAUUUGAGGAAGUCAGCUUGGAGAACAAAAAACUGUUCAAUGCUUUCAGCGGGAGAUUAUGA